Messenger RNA from Plenodomus lingam JN3, 597 nucleotides. RefSeq lists its product as uncharacterized. The record is from RefSeq and is a predicted model, not a curated record. Lineage: Eukaryota; Fungi; Ascomycota; Dothideomycetes; Pleosporales; Leptosphaeriaceae. Gene Ontology annotation, cellular component: intracellular membrane-bounded organelle. Gene Ontology annotation, biological process: vesicle-mediated transport; protein transport.
AUGAUAAACGCAGUCCUCGUGUUUAACAAUGCGGGCCAGCCCCGUCUGACAAAGUUUUAUACACAGCUGGAAACCAGUGUCCAGCAGCGUCUCAUCUCGGAGAUCUUCACCCUCGUUGCUAACCGCCCAAACUCCGCUUGUAACUUCCUUCCCCUCCCUCCCCUCCUCGCCUCCAGCUCCAAAUCUUCCACGCCCUCCACCCCUCACAACGACACCCCGUCUCUCGUGACCUACCGCCACUAUGCAACCCUCUACUUCAUCGUGAUCUCUACUUCCACGGAAUCCCCUCUCGCCCUCCUUGACUUCAUACAAGUCUUCGUGCAAGCACUCGACGGCCUGUUCGAAAAUGUUUGCGAAUUAGAUCUCAUCUUCAAUUUCGAGACACUGCAUGCCACACUAGGAGAGAUGAUAGUGGGAGGCGUCGUGGUCGAGACACAGCUUGACAAGGUGGUGCAGGCAGUAAAGGCGCAGGGGCGUGUCGCGAAGAGGCCAGUGAAUGAAGGAAGGAGUGGUGGUGGCGGAGGGGGAGGAGGUGUUAUGGGAGGUCUGACGUUUGGUGGAUUGGGGAGAGGCGAAGGCGUCUGGACUGGACGGUGA